Molecule: messenger RNA, 1081 nt
Organism: Fopius arisanus
Lineage: Eukaryota; Metazoa; Arthropoda; Insecta; Hymenoptera; Braconidae
Product: odorant receptor 67a
Biological process (GO): detection of chemical stimulus involved in sensory perception of smell; sensory perception of smell
Cellular component (GO): plasma membrane
Molecular function (GO): odorant binding; olfactory receptor activity
Source: RefSeq, a predicted model, not a curated record
AUUGAAGACCAACAAAAUUGCGAAGAGAAUCAAUUGAUUUACUCUUGUAAUUCCGUGGGUCAUAUUUUACGUAUGUUCUAUCUGGAUCGAAUGAUACCUUCGAUUUUUCUUCAACUGAGUGGCCGGCUCUGUAUCCAUUCGAAUUAAAUUCACCUGGCCGAUUUUUUGCUGUCCUCACCUACGAGACGAUUGGAAUGUAUUUCUUGAGCCUUUUUUGGGUUGCUGCGGAUGGUCUUUUUGCUCAGCUCGCAACGCAUUUGUCGAUUCAGUUUCAAAUACUUGCCAAUGAAAUUCGCUACAUGCAUCCAACUGCAAAUAAUUCGCCGUACAUGGAUUUCUUCAUCUAAAUAUGCCACAGCUUACUACGAUCCUCAGCGCGGCUAUGAGAUACUUCACACUUCUACGCAGUGUUACAUAAUAUUCACUUUUAAUCACGAGAGAGAAUCUGAAGGGUAAACCUCAUGUACGAAUUUGAUAAACAUUGAUUAGCUGCCACAGGUGAUGAAUAAAGAUGAUUCAUUAAAUGUUUAAAAUCUUUUGCUAUCAUUUUUUGUGAAAGGUCUCAGGUAAUUUCAUAUUAAUAUGAUUCCUAACACCGACUGAGCCAAAGGUCUGAUUACCCUGGAACCUCCGGUUCUGGUUUCGCGGUUUUUUUUAUAUAUUUACCGAUUAUCGCGCAAAUAUUUUCUCUAAUAGGAAAAGUAGACGAGAAAUCGAUCACAAAAUAUCUCGAUAGUCUCGACAUAUGUCGGACGAUCUCGUUUCUUAUCAUUUUAUAUCGUAGAUUAUAUUAUAGGAUAUUUUGUUCCUUCGUACCCCCAAACAAUUAUUUUAUUAAAUAAAAGUAAAGUAAAAGAACCCUUUAUUUGAUAAUAUAUAUGGAGCAGCAACUAAAUAAAUAAGACUCGUUGACAUUAAUGAGCAACUUAACAAGCAUAAGAUAAAUGAGAAUUUUAAUCAUGAACCGAAGUCAUAUUCUUUUGUUGAUAAUGGCAUUGAGUAUCGGAUUACUGCAGAUUUUUGAUGAGUCACUCACCACUGGUCUUUUCAAAGCCCUAGGAGAUAUAGCUAAGAUACCGUU